AUGUCAUUUAUCAGCUGUCAGAUCAUGAGGAUGAGGUUUAAUACAGUUCUGUGUGUUGUUGGCGUCUUACUUCUCAAUCUAGCAGGAUCUUUUUGUCAGCUAGAUGUUUGUGGUCGAGCCCCCUUUAACACAAAGAUUUUAGGAGGGAGCAAUGCAACAGCAGGGUCUUGGCCCUGGCACGUAGACAUUACCUCAGCUGAAUUACGAAUUUCUGUGUGUAGUGGGAGUCUCAUUAAUAAAGACUGGGUUUUGUCUUCAGCUACCUGCAUCAAUUUAAUUCUAGAUCAGAUUGUGAUCUACUUGGGACGUCGGAGCCAGUUCGAGCCAGACCCACAUGAGAUAACCAGAACAGUACUUAAUGUCAUCAAUCAUCCUGACUAUAACCUAAGCACUAGAGACAAUGACAUAGCGCUGGUUCAGCUCUCAUCUUCUGUGAAUUUCACCGAUUAUAUUCGACCGGUCUGUCUGGCUGCUGAUGGUAGUGUAUUUGAUGAAGGACUUUCAAGUUGGGUCACAGGAUGGGGGUUCACAAGAUGGAGGGUCACAACAUGGGGCGAUAUUGAAAUCAAAGACAGCGAUCUUCCUAACAUAUUACAAGAGGUGGAGAUGCCAAUUGUGAGCAACCAGAACUGCAGUGUUGCCUAUAAUGGAAAAGGUGUCACUAUCACAGACAACAUGCUGUGUGCUGGACAGUUAAAUGAUGCAUUUAAAGGUCCUUGUGUGCUUGAUGAUGGAGGACCACUGGUCAGUAAGCAGGGAUUACAGUGGAUUCAGACUGGAAUUACCAUUAUGGAUGAUGCAUGUUUAGAGAAAAACAUUACCGGUGUGUUUACCAGAGUCUCUCAAUAUCAGGACUGGAUCAACACUCACAUAUCCAACGAAAAGCCUGGAUUUAUUAGAGUCAACUUUACCACCCCGACUCCUAAUACCACUCCUGAUCCCAAUCCUAUUCCUGAUCCCAAUCCCAUUCCUGAUCCCAAUCCUGAUCCCAUUCCCACACUUUAUUUUCCUGAUAUCUUCAGUGGAAGUUCACCCAGUCUUCAGUUAUUUCCACUUUCCCUCACAUUCUCCAUCUUCUCUCUCAUCUUCUGUCUCUUCAUUUAAAGG
Messenger RNA from Paramisgurnus dabryanus, 1107 nucleotides. RefSeq names its product chymotrypsin-like protease CTRL-1. Lineage: Eukaryota; Metazoa; Chordata; Actinopteri; Cypriniformes; Cobitidae. Gene Ontology annotation, molecular function: serine-type endopeptidase activity. The record is from RefSeq and is a predicted model, not a curated record. Gene Ontology annotation, biological process: proteolysis.